AUGGCGCGUCCCUGCUUCACUAAUCUGCCGACGGAGAUUCUCGAGGCCAUAUUCCUGAAUCUGGAUCCUCACUCUCUCGUCGCUGUAUCGCAGACGAACAGGCUCAUCAAGCGGCUCACAACCGAUGCGCCCAUCAUCUGGCGUCACCUUUGCAAGACGCAGUUCAAAACAUGGGAUUCUCGCCACAACAUCGCCGCAAAGUUUGCCGCGCCCUUGUCCGACGUAGAUUGGCGCGCCUUGUACAUGACUAAACACACAAUUAACCGCCGUACAAGAGAACUGCUCAAUCACAUCAUCGCCACUCAGCACGGGCGCAUCCGCUGCAUCAACGACAUUGCAGACUAUGGGUACGACGCAAAAGAGACACUGCUCAAAGAAUGCGCCUGUCCAGACGAUGCCGAAGAUGUGCUGGCAAGAAGAUACUAUGCGAAUGCCGUCCUGGAGCGCAUACAUCGUGAAGUCGCCAUCAAGGUAUGGACUAGUCUGCAUGAUGGAAAUGACGUACCCAUCGAGAGAGCUCUAGGCGCAUACGAUGUGUUUGCCAGAGUUGGUGAAGAGGUUGAUGUUGAUGUCGUCGCGAACGACAUCGGCGAACUAGCUGACGGCCUGCUGCAAGAAUACCCAAACUUCCGUGACUGGAGUCCACGCGACAAGGCUUAUACCCUAGCCUCAUUCCUUCGGGAUCGCGGCUUCAACGGUGUUCCCGAUGCUUCAUACCGUGCGCUGCGGAACUCGUUCAUCGGACUCGUACUGCGCUCGGCUGCCCAUGAGUCACUUCCUCUGAUCUCUGUAGCCAUAUACUGUGCGAUAGCUCGACGCGUUGGCCUCGAUGCGCGGCCUUGUGGCUUCCUCUUUCAUGUCUACACUCUUGUGUACGCACCCAAGAACUAUGAUCUUAAUGGAAAGUACAAGCCUACCAGCUCCAGUGAACGCGAAUACAUGUACCUGGAUCCUUUCCGCUCUACGUCAGAAGUGCGACAGGGCGACUUGCAGCGCACACUACGGAACAUGGGUGUCCCGAGUAGCGAACAUCAAAGUUUCCUGAGCGAUACUAACACAAGAGAAAUGGUUCUGCGUACAGCACGCAACAUCAUGAACUCUGUGCAAAUGAUUCGCGAAACCGAGGCUGGAAUGGGUACCAUCCAAUCGUCAUGGAUAAACGCCAAUCCCGACAUGGACAAUGCCUUUUACGCAACCAUAUGGGCUAUGUUGCUCCUUGGACCAAAUGAUGACACCUCCAAUAUAGGACACACCACCAUCCGGCGCCGCCAGUACCUGCCUUAUCUGCUCGAGCACUUCCAGAUGCAUUACCCGUGGGAUGUUACCCUGCUAUCACGCUACGUUAUCCCCAUGUUCUACAAUCAACUCGAAGGGCACCGGUUAUUGUCCUUUGUGCAGAACAUGCAUCAAAUGGAUGCCAUACGCAAACCCAGAGUCACCCGUUCCGAACGUACGCGGAACGUUUCCUUCAAAGUCGGCCAGCUGUUUCAACACAAGCGGUAUGGUUACGAGGGCGUCAUUACCGGAUGGGAUGUGGUGUGUGACGCAAACGAAGACUGGAUUCAGAACACGCGCGUUGAUUCCCUGCCAAAUGGUAGGAACCAGGCUUUCUAUCACGUCCUUGUCUGCGACAAGUCAGUUCGCUACGUUGCCGCUGAGAACAUUCAACCCGUCAGUGAAGACACAUAUCCUUCAGAAGCGUUGCUGAAGCUCGCUGGACGACACUUCAAACGCUGGGAUGAUGAGCACCACUGCUUUGUAAGUAACGUACGUGAUGAAUAUCCUCACGACUAG
This is a messenger RNA of Bipolaris zeicola 26-R-13, 1794 nucleotides long. RefSeq lists its product as uncharacterized. Gene Ontology annotation, molecular function: protein binding; DNA binding. Bases 1 to 1794 code for a protein of 597 amino acids. The record is from RefSeq and is a predicted model, not a curated record. The transcript is spliced from 2 exons. Lineage: Eukaryota; Fungi; Ascomycota; Dothideomycetes; Pleosporales; Pleosporaceae.